ACCGGAAGCUGUGUAGUCAUUAGUUGUACCUUCUCGUGUCGGUGUGAUGGGGAACUGAUGGAGCCGUGCUGCGGACCGCAACCCGGUGAAGGUGAACGGAUCAGAAUCACCUGAAUCCGACCAGCUGACAUCCUUAAAGCAUCAUGCUGGCCAGAAAGGGUCUCCUGCCAGAUGGCUUCCUGCUGACCCGGCUGGCAGAGGACCAGAACCAGCCAAACCGCAGCCGUUCCAGAUCCCAGAGAGCCCGCUUCAUCACCAAGACUGGGUCCUGCAAUGUGGCUCACAAGAACAUCCGGGAGCAGGGUCGGUUCUUGCAGGAUGUCUUCACCACCAUGGUGGACCUUAAGUGGCAGCACUCGCUCCUCAUCUUCACGUCCGCCUUCCUCUGUUCCUGGAUGCUCUUUGCCAUGGCUUGGUGGCUCCUGGCCUUUGCUCAUGGAGACUUGGAGCCCCGUGACCCAGACAGCGAGCCAGGUCCCAUCCCCUGUGUCACUGCCAUUCACUCCUUCACCUCAGCAUUCCUCUUCUCCAUUGAAGUCCAGGUGACCAUUGGAUUUGGAGGCAGGAUGGUGACAGAGGAGUGCCCAGUGGCCAUCAUUGUUCUGAUCAUCCAGAACAUUCUGGGACUGAUCAUCAAUGCUGUGAUGCUCGGCUGCGUGUUCAUGAAGACAGCACAGGCUAACCGGCGAGCAGAGACACUCAUCUUCUCCAGAAACGCCGUCAUCGCCACCCGAAACGGCCGACCCUCCUUUAUGUUCAGGGUAGGGGAUCUACGGAAGAGCAUGAUCAUCUCAGCCACCGUCCAGCUGCAGGUCAUCCGUCGCACCGUGACGUCGGAGGGUGAGGUGAUCCCGGUGUGUCAGCUGGACAUCCAGGUGGAGAACCCUCUGAGGAGCAAUGGCAUUUUCCUGGUGUCCCCUCUCAUCAUCAGCCACACCAUAGAGCGAGGAAGUCCUCUGUAUGAGCUGUCUGCCCAGUCUCUGUCCUCCGAGGACCUGGAGAUCAUCGUGAUCCUGGAAGGUGUGGUGGAGACAACGGGGAUCAGCAUGCAGGCUCGGACCUCCUACACCCCUGAAGAGAUCCUGUGGGGGAGACGGUUUGUGUCCAUCAUCACGGAAGAGGACGGCAGGUAUUGCGUGGACUACUCCAAGUUCGGAAACACGGUUCCAGUCCGGAUGUCCUCACUCAGUGCCAAGGAGCUGGACCAGACCCGAGGAGUCCAGGAGGGGACAUCGGAGACCCAGCUGCAGGGGUGGGGGCUUGUUAGGGCUGGCAGGGGUGGGUUCCGUAGAGGAGGCCGGGCCUGCGAUGGCUCCACCCAUCAGCCAUGGUACGCCCAAUCACAGCAGAACAUGGAGCAGAAGGGGCAGAAGAAAACCGUUCAGCUGGAGGAGAUUGGACGGCAGGUAGAGGAGGACGAAGUCGGAGACAUGAGUGACUGACGUGUGUCUGAGGCCCCACCCCACCCACCUGGACCUCAUCAAGCAGAUUAAGGACAGAAAUCCAAGCUAAAUGUUGGACACAUGAGGCAUGUUUCCUUUAGCAAAAUUCCAGGGUAGUUCCUGGGAUGGGGAACAUGACCAGGAGACAGGAUGUCCCAGUCCUCUCAGCUGUUGUCUCCAUUCAAACCCAGCCCUCUCAGAUCACGACUGUUUGGCAGUGACUGAUGUCACUGAUCAGCCCCAAAAAGUGCCCAAAGUAACAACAAUAACAUUUAUUUUAUAGAAGUAGAUCAAUAAUUUAAUCUAACAGAGACGGUUCCUGAAAACGGCCCGAUCAGGUGGAGACGAUGUGGGGAAGUUCCUGUAAAUCUACCCUGAAGUUCUUGUAGUGGAACCACGCCUAACGUCUUUGUGGGAGUUGGUUAUUGUCCCAGCAGGACUUCUAUAUGGUCACAGUGGAGCUGAAGGACCUGGACCCAGAUGGUCCUCUUGUUGAUGUCCUUCCUCAGGAACACCUCAGUUGUCCUGGUUCCUGUGGAUGUCUCAUCUCUUUGAUCUGUUCAUAAACAUUUUUGUGUCCAGAAAAAUAAAUUAUCUCUAUGAA
Molecule: messenger RNA, 2046 nt
Organism: Nothobranchius furzeri (turquoise killifish)
Lineage: Eukaryota; Metazoa; Chordata; Actinopteri; Cyprinodontiformes; Nothobranchiidae
Gene: kcnj11l
Product: potassium inwardly rectifying channel subfamily J member 11, like
Biological process (GO): regulation of monoatomic ion transmembrane transport; potassium ion import across plasma membrane
Cellular component (GO): plasma membrane
Molecular function (GO): inward rectifier potassium channel activity
Source: RefSeq, a predicted model, not a curated record